This is a messenger RNA of Oncorhynchus mykiss (rainbow trout), 3531 nucleotides long. It is a transcript of the gene kcnh2, whose product is annotated as potassium voltage-gated channel, subfamily H (eag-related), member 2. Gene Ontology annotation, cellular component: plasma membrane. Gene Ontology annotation, biological process: regulation of heart rate by cardiac conduction; potassium ion transmembrane transport; regulation of ventricular cardiac muscle cell membrane repolarization. Lineage: Eukaryota; Metazoa; Chordata; Actinopteri; Salmoniformes; Salmonidae. The record is from RefSeq and is marked provisional. Gene Ontology annotation, molecular function: inward rectifier potassium channel activity.
ACUUCGUCUAUAAUUUGAUUUAUUUAAAACUCUGGAGGUUCAUGCGUCGGAGAAGUCUCAUCUUUCUGCGUCAAAAUGCCUGUGAGACGCGGUCAUGUAGCCCUCCAGAACACUUAUCUGGACACCAUUAUCCGGAAAUUCGAUGGACAAAAUCGUAAGUUUCUGAUAGCCAACGCUCAGAUGAAGAACUGUGGCAUUAUCUACUGUAACGAGGGCUUCUGCCAGAUGUUUGGCUUCUCGCGGGCAGAGAUCAUGCAGCAGUCCUGCACCUGCCAGUUCUUGGUGGGGCCUGGCACCAUGAAGACUGCCCUGGCACAGCUGGCACAGGCCCUGCUAGGGUCAGAGGAGCGCAAGGUGGAGAUCCUCUACUACAACAAAGAAGGGACCUGCAGGCCCUGUCUGAUUGAUGUUGUUCCUGUGAAGAAAGCAGAGGGACAGGUCAUCAUGUUCAUCCUCAACUUCCAGGAAAUCAUUGACCCCUCCCUCAAGAAACCAGGUCUGAGACAGAGGGUGGCCCAGGGCUGGGUAUGGGCAGGGCAGAGUCGCAGGCUGAAGUUGAGACUGCCAUUGGUACGUGCAAUGCGUCGGUCUUCCCUCGCCAAAGACCAGUUUGGGGGGGUGGUGGUGGACUACCCACAGCCCAACAGUGAAGAGAUCCCUCUGAAAGAGUUCCGUAUCCCGUCCAAGGAGAGCUACAUGCAGUCUGAGACAGAGGCGCUGAUAGAGCAGGACCACGAGUUCUCCCAGCCUGCAAGCCACUACUCCCCCAAACUGCUGUCCCUAUUGUCAGAGCGGCUGGAACCCAGCGUGCCCUUCCUCCCCAGCAGCCCCUUCUCCAGUGCAGCCUUCCCCAGGACGGUCCUGCCCCGGAGCCGCUCCAGAGAGACUGUCGGCAGCCUCCGCAGAGCUUCCUCCCUGGAUGACCUCGGCAGCAUGAGGGCCGAGUCGGGCCGACCAGGAGACCCACGCUCCAACAGCACUCCAUCUGAAUCAAAACAAACCAAGCCAAAGCUACCUGGGCCUGUUGGAGACCUGAAGGCCGGUACUCUGAGCUCCACCUCAGACUCGGACCUGAUGCGACGCAGGACCAGCACUCGUAACCCCCUCACACUCAGUUUCGCCUCCGACCUCUUGCGACCGCCCUCACCCACUGAGAUCGAGAUCAUCGCUCCCAGCAAAGUAAAGGACCGCCACCGAGACGUCACAGAGAAGGUCACACAUGUCACACAGGUACUGUCCCUAGGGGCUGAUGUCCUGCCAGAGUACAAGCUCCAGGCGCCUCGCAUCCACAAGUGGACCAUCCUCCACUACAGUCCCUUCAAGGCGGUGUGGGACUGGGUCAUCCUCCUGUUGGUCAUCUACACGGCCGUCUUUACCCCCUACUCCGCUGCCUUCCUGCUCAACGAGAUGGAGGACGAGCUCCGGCGCUCCUGUGGCUACACCUGCAACCCCCUCAACGUGGUGGAUCUGGUGGUGGACGUCAUGUUUAUCGUGGACAUUCUCAUCAACUUCCGGACCACAUAUGUCAAUCACAAUGACGAGGUGGUCAGCCACCCGGGGCGCAUCGCCCAGCAUUACUUCAAAGGCUGGUUCCUCAUUGAUAUAGUGGCAGCCAUCCCCUUUGACCUGCUCAUAUUCCGCUCUGGCUCUGAUGAGCCCCAGACAACCACUCUGAUUGGCUUGCUGAAGACUGCUCGGCUGCUGCGAUUGGUGCGUGUGGCGCGGAAGCUGGACCGCUACUCAGAAUACGGCGCCGCCGUUCUCUUCCUCCUCAUGUGCACCUUUGCCCUCAUUGCCCAUUGGCUGGCCUGUAUCUGGUACGCCAUCGGCAAUGCGGAGCGCACCAACUCGGCCCGCAUCGGAGGCAUGAAGAUCGGCUGGCUGGACAACCUGGCUGAACAGAUUGGUAAACCAUACAACGACACAGACCCUGCCUCCGGCCCCUCCACCAAGGAUAAAUACGUCACAGCGCUUUACUUUACCUUCAGCAGCUUGACCAGCGUGGGCUUCGGCAACGUUUCCCCCAACACCAACCCUGAGAAGAUCUUCUCCAUCUGCAUCAUGCUAAUCGGCUCUCUGAUGUACGCCAGUAUCUUUGGUAACGUGUCGGCUAUCAUCCAGAGGCUGUACUCCGGCACGGCCCGUUACCACACCCAGAUGCUGCGUGUCAAAGAGUUCAUCCGCUUCCACCAGAUCCCAGAGGGACUACGCCAGAGACUGGAGGAAUACUUCCAACAUGCCUGGUCCUAUACCAAUGGCAUCGACAUGAACGCUGUGCUGAAGGGUUUCCCUGAGUGUCUGCAGGCUGAUAUCUGCCUCCACCUGAACCGCUGUCUGCUCCAGAACUGCAGGGCCUUCAAGGGGGCCAGUAACGGCUGUCUGCGGGCGCUGGCCAUGAGGUUUAAGACCACCCACGCCCCUCCGGGCGACACCCUGGUCCACAUGGGAGACGUCCUCUCAGCUCUCUACUUCAUCUCUAGAGGGUCCAUAGAGAUUCUGAGAGACGAUGUGGUGGUGGCCAUACUGGGUCAGAAUGAUAUCUUCGGGGAACCCAUCUAUCUUUUUGGGCGUCCAGGGAAGUCGAGUGCAGACGUCAGGGCUUUGACCUACUGUGACCUCCAUAGGAUCCUGAGGGAGGACCUGCUGGAGGUGCUGGACAUGUACCCAGACUUCUCUGACUGCUUCUGGACCAACCUGGAGAUCACCUUUAACCUCCGAGAUGUAGAUAGAAUGAACCAGGCACCUCCCAGUGAGGAUUCUGAAUGUGGAUACCGACGGCCGCGUCCACGACGCACGAGAAACCGGCCUGACGGCAUGGACCGUGAGGACUCAUUUCCAGACCAGUCGUGUCCUUUGGGGAACCACAGCGGCCCGGACACAAGCUCCCACUGGGAGGGCAUGUGUAGCAGCGCCAGCGCCUGCUCUCAGUCCAGUGACGAUGAGAUGAAGCCCCUGGGACAUAGCAAAGCAGAGCUGUACCCCUCUGUGGACGACACCGAUGACUACCCCCCUGCUGUGAUCAGCCUGCUGCCUCCCAGUGGACCCUCAGCCGGCAUGGGGCCGCCCCUGGACCGAGGAAGUCACCAAUACACAGCUGCAGCCCCCAUCAACAUGCCAGGCCCAGGGGUGUAUGGGUAUUGGCCUGACCGGAGGACCAGUCAGUUGUCAGAUCCCCAGCGGCGCUGCUCCUCAGUCAGGGGCACAUACCACUCUCCUCCCUGUGCACAGAACAGGCCCAAUGACCUGGAGUCCAGAGUGGAGCUGCUACAGUCCCAGCUCCACAGACUGGAGACUCGGAUGACUGCAGACAUCCACGUGAUCCUGCAGCUGCUCCAAAGGCAGAUAACCCCAGUGCCCCCGGCCUACAGCACUGUGUUGCCCAGCCCUCACCCUGCUCACCCCACCACCCUGUACAGCACAGCAGCCCCCAUCAUCCACACUGUCCCCUCCAUGCCCCCAAUCAAGAUUGACAGCAUGCCUUCGCCACUGCAGAGCCCGGACUCAGAGAAGCACAAGUCCAAGGACUCCCUG